CAAUUCUGACCCAAACAAUUCCUGAUUAUAAAAUACGAAAUUCUUGCAAAAAUUUCUCUAGAACGAUGAAGUUCCACUCAACUAAGCGGAUAUUCCCCAGAAAAUGUAGGUCAAGCGGUCAAUAUACUUACUUAUAAAAGUUUAAAAUUGAUGCAUUACACAAUUUUUUAAAAGAACCAACCAUCAGCUACAAAAACAACCAUAAUUACCCUCAUAAUUGUGUAACAGUAAUAAUAUUCCUCAAAUUACGAUUGAAUAUUGGUGAUACAAACAAAAAUACACCUUAAAAAAGUAAAAGAGAGAGUUCCAUUUACAUACCAUGAUUCACCGGGCUUUUCGCUUCAUUCGUGUUUGUGGUAUCAAGAAGAAGAUAUUAUUUUGUGUAUCAUGAAGUUCUUAAUCCUGGUCCCUAUUUUGCUAUUAUUUAACAAAAGCGGUGCCAUUUAUUCAAUGAAUGAAACAAGUGUCGGCAAAAUAGAGAAUAAUCCAGCAAUUUGGACCGAGCAAGGGGUUUGGGGGUCGCUGCUCGAAGAAUGGGCCCUUAAUCCAAAUCGCAGAGGAAAGCGAGUAAUGCAACUACCGCCGACUCAAGACGCCUACGUGAUGGAUGAAACUCCAGACGAAUCCGGAGACGACCGGAAAAGCAAAGUCACUCCCGGAAAAAUCGUCAACGGAAGCGGAAACCAGAAACCGCCAGGUCAACAAGUAUCAGAAACCGACUUGUAUUUACUCGGGGCGAUUGAAAAACUGGUCUAUCGAGCCGAUUUCAUGGAAAAACGGCUGCGACGGGUCGAGGAAAUGCUUUAUUUUGUCAUGGCCGGAAACCGCGUUGAUCAUGAGCCCUGUCCUGAUAAUUUCACCCGAGUGGGCCCCAACUGCUACGUUUUCCAAAGCGGCGCAGGUCGUGAGUACGACUGGAAAGCCGCAAGUAAACAAUGCAAGCGCCUCGGUGCGGUUUUAGCCGAAAUGGAGACAAUCGAGGAAAACCAGGACGUGAUCGCCCACAUCCAGAGCAACCAGCAGCUCAGAGGCAGGGAUUUCUGGACCGGGGGGCUGAACCCUGGCCUUUUGUGGAUCUGGAGCAACAGUGCGCGGCCUAUUUCCACGCCGGGGGGCAACAAGAAAAACCCCUCGGCUGGAAUUUUGGGAGAUGGGCGCUGUUUGCGCCUGGCAUACGAUCCAGCCUUGCGUUCGUACGCCUACAAAGGGACCGAUUGCUCCGUUCGCUACAAUUUCAUCUGCGAAUUACCCGAAAAUACGGCCAGUAAUGAACUACGCAGGCUGGGGCGGAGCAGGAAAAUUUUGGGCGAAUUGUAAACCAAAGAAAAAUCAAAUAUUUAUUCGUUUUAUUACUUAAAUAAAUAAUAAAAGUUUCAACCAAUACAACAA
This is a messenger RNA of Tribolium castaneum (red flour beetle), 1389 nucleotides long. RefSeq lists its product as uncharacterized. The coding region runs from base 388 to 1317 and encodes 309 amino acids. The transcript has 3 exons. Lineage: Eukaryota; Metazoa; Arthropoda; Insecta; Coleoptera; Tenebrionidae. The record is from RefSeq and is a predicted model, not a curated record.